UCUCAACUUGAGACACUUCAUUGUUCAGGAAGACAUUGCAAGAUGGGUCAUGGACAGCUGGAGGUCCGACUGAACAAUAAAGAGUACAAAAACUGGCUGAAGGCAGGAAGGUGUCUGCUCAUACUGAAGGAGGGCCUCCACCCUUUCGUCAAUAGAGAGACGAGACAUUUCCACAGACACUUGCUCGAUCAAGUCGCUCUUCUACAAACACCGUGUAUGACUUCAUGUAGACCGAGAGGCAACAAGCUUUCCAAGGUAUGCAGUGCAUGUUCGACGUGGCAGAAGAUGAUCCUGAGACACCACAGACAGCCUGAUGGUACUGUGAACUGGGACAACUGUUUCCCUCCCGCCUGGAGAACAGACCACUGGGAGGUGGCCAAGGCUUUUAUGCCUAGAGGUCAGGCCCAGAAGAAGGGUGCACAUGAAUGCGAUGCCCCUGCUCUGCUCAACCUGAUCAACUACUGUAAUCAUUUCCGUGUGGAUGUAAAGUACGUGAAAGAGGUGAUACGAUACAGGAAUCACUUGAUGCACUCUGAUAUGGAAGUGACAGAUGACUGGAUGAGUCACUACCGGACAUCUCUGACACACCUUGUGCAGCAGUUCAGCAACGUACCAGAAAUGGCAGCAACUAAGCAACAGAUAAAUCACAUGCUGGCCGUUGAUUUGUCAAUAUCUGCCUCUGGUUGGGACCAAAGGGAUUCUGCUUUAGAGUUUGAUUCUGAUAGCCAGCCCGAGAUCAGCGCUGACAUUAUCAGACAAUGGGAAGCUGAGUUGCUACAAGAGAGGCUGGAGGAGUUACUGCAUGUUGCUGCUGCUCCUGCCGAUGAUGAUAAAGAGACACUGGAUGCUGAGCAGUUGAUGACCCUGGGUGGUUUCCUGCAGACCAACACAGAUCUGGCCGAGAGGUUUUCUGCAGAGCUCCAAGCCAUCAACUCACUGAAGGCGGGAAAAUGAAAACGUGCACAGAACAGAAAUGGACCCGAGUGCUUAUACAGCUAUACAAUAUUGAAUCCUUGUCAAGAAUUUAUUAUCACAUAAGGGGCUAAAUUCACAAAUGGACUUUACAAAGUACCCAAACGCACCACAAACUGCAAUACCAAGAAAAUAGUAUGUCAGUGCUAGCUGUUUGGGUGUAUGUAAAUGAGAUUAUAUACAUACAAUUGGUGCAAAAUGUGUCCCUUUCUAUGCAAAUGAGCCUCAUUGCAAAUACAGUUUAAUUCACAAAGACCAGCCCCACAUCAGUCAAAUUAUUAGCGUCUUCAGAGAGUUGGUGGUAACUAAAGCCACUUUCUCUCUCGUUUGCUCACUUCUCUCUUCCAAUCUUCAAGCUUGUGAGGCAUUGAACGAUAUUGAAUCGAACACAGAAGAUUAAUUACCGUCAGAUGCUGACCGAUCUGGUGUUAAUGAAGUUACCGCUGUUGUGCAGCGUGCAUAAAUGCUCCCAGUGUCAGUUUGGAGACACGCUGCAGCCAGUUGUGGACUACAGACAGAACAUCAUUACACUGAACAACAUUAUUGUAACAUUAACACAUUAAUCCAAAACAUAUCAGAGCUUCCUGUGUCAUAUUAAUAGCUGUAUUUGAACAUUUCACAGUAGAUGAUGUUAUAGUUGCAAAAUAAGUUAGUUUGCAGCUAUGGAGAAUGCUGUGUGUGUGCACCUCUGCUAAUUAAAUUCACACAAUUUAAGGCUUAUGUGCUCUCUGCAGGUUUCAUGAUGUACAAACCUGUGUGCUGAAAUGUGGAUAAAAGCCUGGAAACAGCUGUGAUCACUCAAACAGAUGCAAAACCAGGCAAAUUACACUUCGUAGAAAAACUUUAUGGGUGUGUUUGCACUGUUAUAUCAUUAGUGCAAUAUAUUUUAUGAAUGGGACCUUGAGAAGGGGCAGAUAGCGGUUGCAAAUGAUGCGUAAUUCAUGGAGCUAAUAGCAUAGUAGUCCAUUUCAUGAAUGCACUCUUUAGAUUUGUCUGCUUUUUUCUUUUUUUGUGUGUAUUUAUAAUCAUGAUUCUGUUUACAUAUCAUUGUUUGUCUUAUUCUCUGACUGAUGUUAGAAACUUUAUGAACAAGCUACAGUUGAGAGCAUAAGUAAAAAAAAAGAAUGCACUUCCCCAUAACUCAGUAGAGUUGUAGAGAGUUGUGGUUUUUAUGCACUACUUCCCCAAAUAUGAGUGUAAACUGGUGCUUUAUGGGGAAACAACCUGAUUCCUGACCAAAGAGAU
This is a messenger RNA of Scomber japonicus (chub mackerel), 2217 nucleotides long. RefSeq lists its product as uncharacterized. The transcript is spliced from 6 exons. Bases 43 to 954 code for a protein of 303 amino acids. The record is from RefSeq and is a predicted model, not a curated record. NCBI's taxonomy places the organism in Eukaryota, Metazoa, Chordata, Actinopteri, Scombriformes, Scombridae.